UUUUUUAAUGAACUACAAUACAUUUUGACAUUUUAACAUCUAUUUUUACAACCAUAAGAUCCAUUGAUGGGUAGUGUUUAAUAUAGCAGCAAAAUUUAACAUAAUACGCACAAAACAAGUUCAGUUUUAACCUGACAUGUCAACUGUGCAAAAGUCAACAUAACAUAACCUAUUGUAAUUAGCGAGUUCAAUAACACGAAUUAAUUUAAAUCUGUGAUUUAUGGUGAAAAAUAAUUCGAUUGCUUUUAAAUAAACUUCAUAAAGAUGCCGGACGAGUCGUAUUUAACCUGGGUAAACAUAUUUGAUAAAGACCUCACUCAAGCUUACACCACUGAAAGAAAAGAGCUGAAAACUGCGUCUAUGAUACUCUGCGCUCUACAGAAGGAGUUUGAAAAGAUUAAAACUUCUGUGCAUAGUACGUAUGAAGAUCUACGAACAGAGUUGGAGAAUAAAGAUAAGCAAGUCCAGAAAAAAGCAAGAUUAGGUUCUAACACAAAAGAAAAUACCCCACCUUUGGCAGAACCUGAUAGAACACCUUCAAUACAAAGUAUAAGUACAGAAUCAUCACCUGAUUUUCUUGAUGAUACUGCCUUUACAACAGUGGGCGACACAAAAGCCAAUUUUUCAAAUGAAACUGAAGGUUUUUCAUUUAAUUCCACUCCAAGCCCGACCUUAAAAAUGAAAAGGAAGGCUGAAAAAACUCAAUUCUCACCUUCGCUUUGUUUUUUGCCAAGUGGCCCCAAAUGUGAUACUAAAUCUCCAAAAAAUGAUUUCAAUGAGAGUACUUUCAUCGAUUCCACUCCUGAAGUGGGGAUGAAAAAAAAAAGUGUUAAGUCAAAUUUGUUUUUGUCAAAAAAAAAGUUGUUGAGUAGCAUGCAAAAGUCAAGCACGCAGGGUAAUUCGACAUUGACUCGAUUUUUUAAGAAAAAAAGCAAAAAUGAUACCUGUGAUGAUACAACUACAAUGGAAAUAACUGAUAUAAUUAAUUUAAUUAAUGAAGAUUCCAAUGAUUCAGAAAAACCCGAGUCCCAGAUGUCUUUACCGGCAAGUGAAACAGAUAUGUUUUCUAAAAUGACUGGUGUAAAAAAAAAAGUUGAUAUGGAUGCUACAAGUAUAGUUGAUAUGGAUUUAACAAAUAUUGAUUAUUCAGCAAAAAAAAAUAAUCUGAAUUUUUAUAUGGAUGAUACAAGUUUAGAUGAUAUGGAUUUAUCAAAUAGAAGUGAUGCAGCAAAAGAAAAUAAUCUGAAUUUCGAGGCAAAUAACUUGAAUUCUUCGGAAUUUUUGAGUAAUCAUGGGGAAUAUGAGAGUCCUAAUAAGAAAGCAAAAAAGGAUUUUAUUCCUGUUCAUGCUAGGAAGGAAUAUGUUCAUUGGGAAUGUGAAGAAUGCAAAAGGUUUUAUGGCGUUCUAAGUUUGUCACCAGAAAUGUUAAAAAAGAAAAUGGGGGUGUGUACCAGGCAUAAGAUAGCCAACAAACAGCCAGAUACGAUUCCUGGAUUUUGGGAUAUGUCAAUAAGAACUCAGAAGUGAAAAUUUAAAUAAAUUUAUUGAUUUAUAAAAAGUGAUAUUUUUUCCAAUAUAUAAUUUCUUUUCAUAAGUUGCCCCUUUUUUCUUGCUCAAUUUCUAUGGCUUCGAAUAGAGCUUUGAAAUUUCCAGCCCCAAAACCCUAAGAAAAAAGUAGGUAAGUAUUUAUUAACACUCUGUAUAAAACUUACGUUGUGGUUUCUUCUCUGGAUAACCUCCAGGAAUAAAGUGGGUCUGUCUUGCAUGUUUUUGGUGAAAAUCUGCAAAAGAUACCCGUUUUCAUCAUAAUCAAUUAGGAUUUUUAAUUCCUGUAAAGUUUUUAAUUCCUCAGCUAUUUUAACGUUGCUGUGUUUGAGAUUUUCGCGCAAUAGGUCGUAGUAACUGUCAGGGACCUGAAGAAAUUCCACACCCCUUGCCUUUAGAUUUCUCACCUAAAAAUACAAAACAAUAAUAAUGAUUUUAUUGACCAAUUUUGUUUGCUUACAGCCGUUAUAAUAUCAUUAGUGUUAAGCGCUAUAUGCUGGACUCCAGCUCCUCCAUAAUAUUCCACAUAUUCCUCGAUUUGACUCUUCUUUUUUCCUGGAGCUGGCUCAUUGAUAGGUACCUAAAAUAUAUUAUAGUGUAUGUAAAAUUUGAGUUUUUUAUAUCGCUACAAACUUACCUUUAUAUUUUCUUCCCAGUUACUCAUUACAAUGGACCUCAAAGCUGAAUAUUCAGUAUGAAGUUGUUUAUCGUCUACCGACCAAAAUCUGUGGAACUGCAAAACGUUUUCGUACCAUUUUGCUACAGAUUCCAUCUCGUUGUCGGGCUGAUUUCCCACCACGUGAUCUAUAAAGUCCAGUUUUGAUUGGGGCCUGAAAAUAUUUCAUAGUAAAAAGUGUUGAACGCUAUACGCUAAAGAAGUAUCGCUAGUAGCGCCACCACGCGGCUGUUAUAUCGU
Brassicogethes aeneus is the source of this 2461-nucleotide messenger RNA. NCBI's taxonomy places the organism in Eukaryota, Metazoa, Arthropoda, Insecta, Coleoptera, Nitidulidae. The record is from the annotation of a GenBank genome assembly.